AUGGCACCCACUAACGCCUCAGUCGAGGACGGCAAGUUCCGCGAUAUGGCGAAGGAUACCGUUGAACUCAAUGGCGAGCAACAUAUGACCACCGACUAUGGCAUCAAGAUCUCAGACCCGGAUCACUGGCUCCGCGUCGGCGAUGAUAAGCACACUGGUCCUUCGCUUUUGGAAGAUCAGAUUGCCCGCGAGAAGAUUAUGCGCUUCGAUCACGAGCGUAUCCCAGAACGUGUCGUGCACGCCCGUGGCACGGGCGCCUUUGGCACGUUCAAGCUGUUCGAGAGUGCAGCUGAUGUCACCACCGCCGGCGUGCUGACCGAUACCAGCCGCACAACCCCUCUGUUCGUGCGCUUCUCGACUGUGCAGGGCAGUAAGGGUAGUGCGGAUACCGUGCGUGACGUGCGCGGAUUCGCGGUUAAAAUGUACACUGAAGAGGGAAACUGGGAUAUUGUGGGUAACAAUAUUCCUGUCUUCUUCAUUCAGGAUGCUAUUAAGUUCCCGGAUGUUAUUCACUCUGUUAAGCCUGAGCCGCACAAUGAGGUGCCGCAGGGUCAGAGUGCGCACAAUAACUUCUGGGACUUUAUUUAUAUGCACUCCGAGACUACGCACAUGAACUAUUGGCAAAUGUCUGAUCGGGCUAUUCCUCGCUCGUACCGCAUGAUGCAGGGCUUCGGUGUCAACACCUAUUCUUUGGUUAACAAAGAGGGAAAGCGUAACCUCGUCAAGUUCCACUUCACGCCUGAGCUGGGUGUGCAUUCGCUUGUUUGGGAUGAGGCCCUUAAGAUUGCCGGCCAGGACCCUGAUUUCCACCGCAAGGAUCUCAUCAGCGCUAUCGAAGCAGGCCAAUUCCCGCGUUGGAAGUUCGGCAUGCAAAUCCUCCCUGAAGAGAAGCAGGAUGACUUCGAUUUCGACCCUCUCGACGCCACCAAGGUCUGGCCCGAGGAGCUGAUCCCCAUCCGAUACAUCGGUCAGCUGGAGCUCAACCGCAACGUCGACGAGUUCUUCCCGCAAACCGAACAGGCCGCGUUUUGUACCAGCCACAUCGUUCCUGGUAUUGACUUCUCCAACGACCCGCUGCUGCAGGGCCGCAAUUUCUCCUACUUUGAUACCCAAAUUUCGCGUCUGGGCGCGAACUGGCAGGAACUUCCCGUCAACCGUCCCGUCUGCCCUUACAUGAACCUAGUCAACCGCGACGGUGCAAUGAAACACAAAAUCACAAAGGGAACAGUCAACUACUGGCCGAACCGCUUCGAAACCAACCCACCUGCUAAACCAGCCGAGGGCGGUUUCACAAGCUACCCGGAGAAACAAUCGGGUAUCAAAGCCCGUCUCCUCUCCGAGAAGUUUGCAGAACACUACAACCAAGCCCAAGUCUUCUACAACUCUCUCUCCGAGAUCGAGAAAAUGCACUUGGCUAAAGCCUUCUCCUUCGAACUCGACCACUGCGACGAUCCCCUCGUCUACAAACGCAUGACCGAGCGUAUCGCAGCGGUAAGCCUCGAGCUCGCCACCACCGUCGCCCAAAAUGUAGGCGGCGAAAAGCCCUCCAAGGCUCUGAAGCCAAACAACGGCGCCACAGCAAAGGGCCUCAGUCAGCUAGAAUACAUGCCCGAGAAACCGACCAUCGCCACGCGCCGCAUCUCAAUUCUCAUCGCUGACGGGUUCGACUACGCAUCCUAUACAGCUAUGAAAGAAGCUCUCUCAUCGCUCGACGCAUUCGUCUUCACCGUCGGCGCCCAGCGCGCAGGUGUCACGGCUGAAACGGGCGAGAAGGUUGUUCCGGAUCACUUCUUCAGCGGCAUGCGGUCUACGCUCUUCGACGCUGUGUUCGUGCCCGGUGGUAAGCACGUCGAGACGCUGGCGAAGAAUGGAGUCGCCAAGUUCUGGAUCACCGAGUCGUUUGCUCACCUCAAGCCUAUCUGCGGUGUUAAUGAGGCUGUAAAGUUUAUUAGUCGGCAGAUUGUGUUGGACGAGAUUGAGGUUGCUGCCAGCGGGACACCGGUGACCGAGUCUUACGGUGUUGUGACUGGAUACGUGGAUGGAAAGUCUUUGAAGGUUGAUAAGGUUGGACCGGAUUCGAAGGGUUUGGCCGAACAGUUUGUUUGGCAUGUUUCGCGGCAUCGCAACUGGGCGAGAGAGUUGGACGGUUUGGCCGAUCAGAUUGCUGCGUAA
This is a messenger RNA of Penicillium atrosanguineum, 2172 nucleotides long. RefSeq names its product catalase catA (gene catA). Gene Ontology annotation, cellular component: cytosol. Bases 1 to 2172 code for a protein of 723 amino acids. The record is from RefSeq and is a predicted model, not a curated record. Gene Ontology annotation, biological process: response to oxidative stress; hydrogen peroxide catabolic process. Lineage: Eukaryota; Fungi; Ascomycota; Eurotiomycetes; Eurotiales; Aspergillaceae. The transcript is spliced from 3 exons. Gene Ontology annotation, molecular function: heme binding; catalase activity.